AACCAGCCAACAUCAAUAUACAUUUUUUAAAAUUCAAAUUAAAAGCCUUGAGUAAAUAGUUACAAUAUGUCCAUGUAUUUGUGGAAAAAAUGGCCCAUCAAGAAAACCAUUUCUUUGUGUCUUAUGUCAUCAUAAAAGAAAAAGUUGACAUGCUGAAAUAUGCUGGAUCCUCAAGCUUGAGUUCAUGUCUGGGACACUGUAAUAGACCAGAGUCACCUUAAUGUUAUUUGCAACACCUGCUUUUCUUAAUGACAUGUCAAAAUAUCUGGUGUCUCAUGUCUUAAACCCUCUUCAUGGUGUGUCUGGCAGGGCAGUAACCAGAAUACUGAGGUCAUCCAUUCAGAAAAAUUCUGACCAGGUCCAGUAGGUCAUCUGGAUCCGGUUACAACUGCAGUGGGAGAACUUGACAAACAGGUUGUGGAAACGCCUUUCAGCACGAAACCACCUGCAUACAUAAAAGGCACACCCGUCUUCCUUCAAAGCAGAAAGAACGAGAAGGGCACAAACACUCAGCAAGGGGGAAAAACACAAGAACCGUGCCCAACUACCAGCACAGCUCGCCUGAUUUACGAGACAGCCAAUCCCCGCCGCAGCAUCACAGACAAACAGCCGCUUCUCUUAAGCCGAUCAGCCCAGAAUUAAAGCAGGGCACUCACAGAGGAGAAAAACUGUCCGGUGCAUUUUAGAGAAAAAACUUCGGACCUUCGCUUUCACCACUGUUUCUGGACGGAAAAGAGACGCCAAAAAUGAUGAUGCAGCAGUCAGAAACACCCAAACAGAAGAACUCCCUCUUCAACGCCAUGAACCGAUUCAUCGGCGCGGUCAACAACAUGGACCAGACCAUCAUGGUGCCCAGUUUGCUGCGGGACGUCCCGCUGGAUGAGGACAGAGAGAUGAGCUCCCUGAAAUCAGACGAGGACGAGGGGGACAUGUACAGCUACUACCAGCUGCUCAAGUCCAUCCGUACCGACAUCGAGUGGGGGGUCAGGUGCGCAGCAGCCGACGAGAGGCGCAAGGAAAGCAUGAAGAUCACCCGGGUGAACUCGUCCGCAUCCAUCUCCUCCUCCGCAUCAUCAUCAUCCGAGGAGGAAGACGAGGAGGACGAGGAUUUGGAGAAGCAGUUCCAGUUUCACCUGACCGGGCUUCAAGGGGUGCUGGGCAAGCUCACACUGCAGGCCAACUCUCUUACCAAGCGCUACAAGCAGGAGAUUGGUAUCGGAGGAUGGGGCCAGUAAGCGUGGAGAACACAGAAACUGGAAGCAAAUUAUUUGGCUGGCUGAACUGAACUUUGAGUAUCCUCUAUUGCUGCUGCUGCUGUUACUACUGAUGAAAUUUACUGACGAACAUAUAUGGAUGGUAGAGAAAGGGGCAGCUUUAUUUCUGUCUAUAGGCCUACAUGGUGUCGGUCUACUCUGUGGUAUUAACUGUAUAUCUGUUGAUCCUGAAGAAAGCAUUCGUGUAUUUAACACCAAACUUCUAUGUUUUGCACUCUAAAGUGUUGUACACAUCAUGCAUUCAGUGACACACAGGUGAAACAUAUUUAAGCAUUUAUUUAAUGUAUAAUUUAUUACCUCACACUGUUUGUUUGAGAGCCUAAUGUUAUUUCAAAAGUUGGAGAAGAAGUGGACUGUAUGAACUACACGAUCCGUGGUUUGAACCGUCCCUCUGAUGGGGAAUACUGACAAAAGAUUUCGCUUUCUCUAUGUGAAGCUGAUGAUGUCAGUGUGUUCAUAAGGAUCUGUCUGUGUAUGACCACGCUACUCCUAGUCUGUUGUGUCUGUGUCUUUAAAUUGUGCUUAAAGGAAGGAGGCAGAUGCUUACUCAUAGCUGCCAGUGAUCUCCUAAUGUCCUACAUGGUCAAUGAACUGGAAUCAACUGAUAAUUCUUCUGCAUAAAGAAUAAUGAGAGGUUUUCCACGAGAUGCAUUGUUGUCAUUGUCAUUUAUUUGCUAUUGUAAAAGGCAUUAUUGGAGAUGUCCAUCUGUCAAAACAAGCAAAUGCUUUUGUACGCAGCUUCUGCACCAUUUUUGUACUGAUAUUUGUUUUUAAAAUAAACUUUUAUAU
This is a messenger RNA of Thunnus maccoyii (southern bluefin tuna), 2063 nucleotides long. It is a transcript of the gene mid1ip1a, whose product is annotated as MID1 interacting protein 1a. Gene Ontology annotation, biological process: regulation of lipid biosynthetic process. The coding region runs from base 747 to 1235 and encodes 162 amino acids. Gene Ontology annotation, cellular component: cytosol. The record is from RefSeq and is a predicted model, not a curated record. The transcript has 2 exons. Lineage: Eukaryota; Metazoa; Chordata; Actinopteri; Scombriformes; Scombridae.